Porites lobata is the source of this 2550-nucleotide messenger RNA. Lineage: Eukaryota; Metazoa; Cnidaria; Anthozoa; Scleractinia; Poritidae. The record is from the annotation of a GenBank genome assembly.
AUGAAAUUUUCUCCAAGUCCACUUAAAAAGACAUGCAAGAGGACAAAGUUUGAAAAAAAUGGAACAUUAGGUAUAGUAAAUCACUCAAGGUCUUGAUUUGUGUAAUUAAAUGAGAUCUAUAGCAAACCGGGUGUAAAGACAUCCCAGUGUCAGUUGAUAGUGGUGGGGAGAGAACCCUCUUUUCAAUUUGUUUACGUCAUUAAAUAGAUAUGCAGUAGUGUCCAUUAGGACAGCCGCACUACAAUGCACAGUUGAAAAUUUCAUCUAAAUGCAUUUGAAGUAAAAGAUACUUAACAGCCUUUCCAUGCUUUAUUAUCAACCUCUUACUGAAGACUAAGGACUUUUUUUUUCCUUUUAACAGAAUCUCUUAGCAAAGUUGUUGACUUGUCAUUCACAUUUAAGGAAGGGUCUGCAAUGAAACAGGCUGAUGUUUUUAACAUCAUAAAAGACAAAUCUGGUCGUGUUUACUCCAGGAGAGAAAUUGAUCAUGUUAUCAAGUUACUGUUCCCUGGUGUCGUAAAGAAACCAAUGAAAAUUGCUAAAAAUGAACCGCACAAAGAUGGAGGACAAAAAGAUCAAAGACAGAAGCGGUAUCCUUUCGCUAGCAUUACAGCUCCAAGACCUUUUACUACUGUCACAGCACAUUGUGCUCCUUCAAGGAAAUAUAUUAACAAGUAAAUUAAGGCUAAAAUUAGGCCAAUUUUCAAUAUAGACAAUAUAGUAUUAUUGUGUAUACCCUUGUGACUCAGUACCAGUGAACCAAUAGCUGUGGCAAAGAUAAACAUUUUUAUUUCUAAUAAUAAUAAUAAUAAUAAUAAUAAUGCGCAUUACAUGAAAGUAAAUUAUUGACAUUAAUAAGUUAACCAAAAUAACUAAAAAUAUUAUAUUAAAAAAAAAACAAUGGAUCUAUAAAAAUAUACUACCGGUAUAUACAUAAUCCUAAAAAAUCCUAAUAAAAAGCUAAUCUACAAAAAUGGGUCUUAAGUAAACCUUUAAACCUAUGAAAAUUGGGCUCAUUUCGUAUUUGUGAUGGUAACCCAUUCCACAGUUUAGGUGCCGCAGCUAAAAAAGCACGGUCACCCAAUGUCUUUUUAGUUAAAGUUCUUGGCGUUUGAAGCAUGAUUCCCAUUGCACACUAUCUUAAAUUGUAACUCUUUUCCUCCCCUUUGUUAAGAGUUCUUGUAGAUAUACCGGAGCUUGUCCAUGGAUCGCUUUAAAAGUAAUUAUAACAAUCUUAAAAUGAAUCCUAAAUUCUACUGGAAGCCAAUGAAGCGUACACAGAAUUGGUGAGAUGUGAUAAAACCUAGGAAUUCUGCUGCGGAAUUCUGGAGCCGUUGUAACUUUGCUAUUUGUUUAGCUGGUAACCAAUACAGAAUACUAUUACAAUAGUCAAUGCGCCCAAUUAUUAGGGCAUGAACAAGCAGAGAGAUCUCGUGUCAUUUGUGGUGCCUUAAAUGAUCUGGAUUCUGUAAGGGGUAGCGUCAGCUUAAAGGAAGAACAAAGACUCAAACUCCAAAAAGAGCUAACUACUUUACAGCAGCUUCAAAAAAUUGGAAUAUGUAAUUUAAAAGAUGAGGAUGACCUGGAGCUAAUGAUUGGAGAAAUGUACUUUGAUAAUUUGGCAACAGAUGUUGAAAGGCAAUGUCCAAUGAUAACAGAAAUUGUAAAACUUCUUGUGACCGGAAAGCGAGAUGAGAGAAACACUGGAAAAAAGGCACCAGAGUAUAAAUUCAAGUCAGCAGUGCAGGUGCUUCUUGCUCUUGAUGACAUAAGAUCACAGAAAACAAAAAGUGACUUUUCUACUUUGUUUGGCUUACUCUUGAUGUCCCAUGGUGCUGGAAAAACGAUGCUGGAUGCACUUGAACCAUUUGGAUUGUGCAAGUCCUACAACUUCUUGUAAGUACUACUUUACUUUAUCAUGUAUUUUCAAAAAUAAACGAUUUUUCUUGAAUUCAGGGACAUAUAAUAACAUGCAUGCCAUCAUUGUCUAAACUCAUUAACUGUAAUUUUAUAUCUAGUGAUUAAACAUUUUACAGCUAGACUGACAAACUAGUGUCCCUGGACCAGACUUACUAUAUAAGUAAACAAGUCAUUUAAUAAAAAAAUGAAAGAACAUGUUGAAUCACUGUCACAAAUCAGCCAGUCGAUCUGCUUGACCUAGCUUGAUCUAUAGAUUCUUCUUGCAUUUUUUACCCUUACAUGAACCCAAGAUUAACCCAAACAGGCUCUAAAUUUUAAAACUUACUGGAGAAAAAAGAAAUUGUUACUUAAUUAUAUAAUAAAUUAAAUAGGCCAUUUCCAAAAACUCUCACUUUCAAAACAAGGCUAAGUGGAAAACCUUUCUUGUAAGAAUAAAUUAUAUUGACAUGAGAAUAAAAACUUAUUUCAUUUCAAUAGCUGUGUAGUACAUAUCCUUGCUUUAGGACAGAGGGUUGGAGUAACUUGAAAAUGGCCUAUUACUGCCUGUUUCAUUUAUUAAGGCUUAAUUAUUUUUUUAUUGCAGUCGUGGAUUGCUUGAUGCUCGCCUCAACAAUUAUGCUGAACUACUAA